Molecule: messenger RNA, 675 nt
Organism: Durusdinium trenchii
Lineage: Eukaryota; Dinophyceae; Suessiales; Symbiodiniaceae
Source: the annotation of a GenBank genome assembly
AUGGAGAGCUGGCACGGGCCUUGUUGGUCUUCUUUGUUGCGGCAUUCGGGAUGUUGGACGAUCGACGUUGCGCCACGAUCGAGCGCAACGCGCCACGAUCGAGUGCUGCCAGGAAGCUCUUCAUGUUUUGGCAGUUCUGUCACCACGACCUGCAGGACGCUUGGCGCCGGGGGGGACGCUGCGCGGCCGAAGCAAGAAAGGUGCUAUAGCAGCAUCGGUGCCUUGCUCACAUGGGAACUACAGCCGUGGCUGAGAGCACAGUUCUUGGCUCCCCACUUGAAGGUGAUCCUGGAGAUUUUCUCCACGCGACGCUUGCUGAUUCUUCACCAAGCCUCGCUGCGGCGAACACCGCGAGAGACCUACGACCACGCGGCACGCUGGCUGGGAGCGCGCAGCGGCUUCAGCGCCGCGUACCGCUUCCGGCGCAGGCAAUAUCGCUUGGGCCACCGCACUGACUUGUGCCACAACGUUUCGCUUCAAGAAGCACUGAAGCGGCGCCUGGUGUUGGAGUACGGAACCUUCCUUUGGGCGAUCUCCCUGCAGGCGGGCGCUGGCUUCCCGCAGCGCGAGGCGCAGGCGGAGCUUGAGGAGCACAGGUCCAGGUGCGAUGAUCCAGAGGACCGAGGAAAAAGGAAAGGUCAAAGGAGUCAAAGGGACCGGAAGGAGUGGAUUUAA